This is a messenger RNA of Aspergillus tubingensis, 1221 nucleotides long. RefSeq names its product monooxygenase. Bases 1 to 1221 code for a protein of 406 amino acids. NCBI's taxonomy places the organism in Eukaryota, Fungi, Ascomycota, Eurotiomycetes, Eurotiales, Aspergillaceae. The record is from RefSeq and is a predicted model, not a curated record. Gene Ontology annotation, molecular function: FAD binding. The transcript has a single exon.
AUGAAAGUCCUCAUCUGCGGCGGCGGCUGCGCCGGCCCCGCUCUCGCCUUCUGGCUCUCCCGAACCAACCACCAAGUCGUGGUAGUAGAACGCUUCCCCCAGCUGCGCGACAAAGGAGCGCAGAUCGAUCUCCGCGAGCAAGGCAUUGAAGUAGUCCGACGAAUGGGUCUGCUCGACACCAUCCGCAAGCACUGUGUCCACGAAGACGGCUUUACCCUCGUCGACGGCAAUGACCAUGUCACAGCACUAAUUCGACCAAAUACAUCUGGACAUGGAUCGCAAUCUUUAUCAUCCGAAUUUGAGAUCAUGCGUGGUGAUCUAGUCCGGAUCUUAUACGACGCUACCAAGAAUAACGUGGAGUAUCGGUUCAACACGACCGUGGAGCGCUUCGAGCAAGAUGAUGUGAAAGUAACGGCCUCCUUCUCGGAUGGGACGUCCGAGACGUUCGAUCUUCUGGUCGGUGCAGACGGACAGGGCUCGCGAAUCAGACGAGGGAUUCUGCCACCAGAUGCACCUGAUCCGUAUCUCCAUCUCGGUAUCCACGCAGCAUACUGGUUCGUUCCGCGAGAGAAAGGUGAUACCAAUACCUUCACGACGUAUGUGUCUCCCGGUGGACGGGCGAUAUUCCGCCGGAGUCACAGUCCCACGACAUCGCAGGUGUAUUUUAUGCUGAAAGACGAAGACCCGUCGCUUGCGUCUAUUCACCGUGCGUCAGUGGACGCGCAGAAGGAGUUCUGGAUACGGCGCUACCGCGGGGCAGGGUGGCAGACGGAACGGUUUAUCGAGGGGAUGAAGACGACGGAUAAUUUCUACUCGCAGGAAAUAGUGCAGGUGAAGACGGAGACGUGGUAUAAGGGACGGGUUGUUUUGUUGGGGGAUGCGGCUGCCUGUCCGGCUGUGGUGACGGGGAUGGGGACGACGGGGUGUCUUGUUGGGGCGUAUGUGUUGGCUGGGGAGAUUAACAGACAUGCUGGGGAUGUGGGGACGGCGUUGAAGAGUUAUGAUACUACGUUGAGGCCGUUUGUGAAGGAGAUUCAGAAGUUGAAUACGUCGAUGGUGAAGAUGUUCUUCCCAACUUCGUGGUGGGGAAUCUGGUUGCUGCAUUGGUUUGCGGCUGUGAUGUGUUUCCUGAGGAUUCCGGAGCUGUUGGAUAGGAUGGGGAGUGAGGAGGUGGGUGGUUGGAAAUUGCCCGAGUAUGAGGAGUUGUGGGCGCAAAAUUAA